AUGCCAGAGCAAAGAUUGCAUUACAUCUCAACUUGCAUACUUAUUGACGAGAUAAUUUACAUCGUGGAUCUCUUGGGAGGUUGGAGUAUAAAACCAGUAAUUCAAGGAAGCUCAGCACUACUUUCCCGGAGCUCUAAGGACAGUCAAGUUAAAAAUUGUGCUGAGCUGCACAGAUCUGGUCAGAGAAUCAGUGGUAUUUAUACAAUCAAAACUGACAACUCAGAAGCCUUUGAUGUAUAUUGUGAUCAGACAACAGACGGUGGAGGCUGGACGGUGUUCCAGAGAAGGCUAAAUGGUUCCGUCGAUUUCAACCGCAGUUUGUCUCACUACAAACAUGGUUUUGGAAGUUUCCUCGCUGGUGAAUUUUGGCUUGGACUGGAUAAGGUCCACCGGCUGACUCAAGAAAAGAAAAACAACAUGCUUAGAGUGGAUCUCGGGGAUGAUUCUAAAAACAUCGUUUACGCUGAAUAUCAAUGGUUUGGAAUUGCGAACGAAGCGGAUAAGUACCAGCUGAACAUUGGCAAUUUGGCAAAAGCGACUGUCCAUGAUUCUCUCAGUGCUCAUAAUGGCUCAAAUUUUAGCACUUGGAAUCAAAAGCAUUACAACUGUCCCGGAAAAGUAACAGAAAGCUGGUGGUUCCCGAAAGGCUGUAAAAUUGAAUCAAAUCUAAACGGAAUUUAUGGAUGGAAAGAAGACGCAAUUUAUGGAGGCAAAGAAGGCGCAAAGAUUCAUUGGGGAAAAUUUGAUCUUACAGAUCCUAAUCGCGCUCCCAUAACAUCAGAGAUGAAAAUCAGACCUGCACACUUCAAACGGCGAUAA
Molecule: messenger RNA, 819 nt
Organism: Pocillopora damicornis (cauliflower coral)
Lineage: Eukaryota; Metazoa; Cnidaria; Anthozoa; Scleractinia; Pocilloporidae
Product: ficolin-1
Source: RefSeq, a predicted model, not a curated record